This is a messenger RNA of Linderina pennispora, 1089 nucleotides long. RefSeq lists its product as uncharacterized. Bases 102 to 680 code for a protein of 192 amino acids. NCBI's taxonomy places the organism in Eukaryota, Fungi, Kickxellomycota, Kickxellomycetes, Kickxellales, Kickxellaceae. The record is from RefSeq and is a predicted model, not a curated record. The transcript has a single exon.
GUUCCACCCGGCAAACCUGAACUAUGUGGUGAGCGCGGGGCUCGAUGGCAAGAUGGUUCUGACGGAUACGGUUGUGCAGAGAUCAAAUCGCGAUUUCGGUGAUGGCCGAGGCCCCACUUACGUGCCUUGCGUGCCACCAAUCACCAGUCGUGGUCGGCGUAGGCACCAUUGACGGCGAUGUGCUGGUGUAUGAUCUGCGAGGCUCGAGGACUCCGCUGUGGAAGCACAGGGUAGCGACACGCAAGCCCUUGGUCAGUAUUGAUUUUGCGUUUGAGCAGAGCGCGAUGCCAGUGGCGACCGGGCGGCGGCCUAGUGGGGUGACCAUGAGGUCGUCUGUGAGGAAAAGCGGCGGUAGUUCUGAUGACAGUGGGAUUGGCAGUGAUCACAGGCGUGCGAGGCCAACAGCGGCUCCUCCGAGUAGUCGGGUUGUGGGCCGUGAGCCUAGAGCUACUGGUACUAGGUCGACCGAACCCACGCAGCGUGACAGCGUGAGACCGCCUCAUAAUCCGGCGAUCAAGGCUCACCACCGCCAGGUUCUGAACCAGCUGCUCGAGAGUGCGCAUAAGAAGGAACCGCGGUCCGAGCAAUGCACUUGGAAUCACGUCGCGCCAAGAGACCGAGGAGUUUGGGAGCCCGGAGAACGCUGUGCAGCACCAAGACGACGAUUUGGAGAGCGUUAGCAUGAUUGCCAAGGAUCGCUCGUUCAUGGAAAUGCUAUCACCACCGAAGCCUAUGGCCAGGGAGCCGGUACGCGCGGACCACAGAAAGGCAUUGCCAGUGGCUCAUGGCCACAUGAAGUAUGCUGAGGAUCCCGACCUUCCGGUACAGCACGACGAGCUAGAGCAGAUGCAUGCUACAGGCCCAGACGCCGACCAGCACCAUUUGGAGGAUUUCGACGACGAAUUUGACUUCAGUCCAGCUGAGCCUCUUCGCUACGCAGAGCCAGCGGAAGACGAGGCGGCAGAGGAGAGGCACGAUAUGGGCGAUUCGAUGAUGGAAAUGUUUACACCGGAGCGCGAGAAGCAGCACAUUGUCCGCGGCCGCCGUGGCGAGAUGGACGAAUCGCCGCGGCCCGACAAGACACCAUCA